CCCGCCGCCUGAGUGGGCGCGGCGCGGGACGGCGGAGCGGGGUGCCCGGAGCCAUGGGCUAUUGCAGCGGCCGGUGCACGCUGGUGGCGGUGUGCGGCGCGCAGCUGGUUUCUGUGCUCGAGAGGCAAAUAUUUGACUUCCUUGGUUAUCAGUGGGCACCCAUCUUGGCAAAUUUCAUACACAUUAUUGUAGUCAUACUUGGCUUAUUUGGAACCAUCCAGUAUAGACCUCGUUACAUAACAGGAUAUGCUGUCUGGCUGAUCCUUUGGGUUUCGUGGAACGUGUUUGUUAUCUGCUUCUAUUUGGAGGCUGGAGAACUUUCAAAGGAAACAGAUCUCAUUCUGACCUUUAAUAUCUCAAUGCAUCGUUCAUGGUGGAUGGAGAAUGGGCCAGGCUGCACUGUGACCUCAGUAACACCAGCCCCAGACUGGGCACCAGAGGAUCAUCGUUAUAUCACUGUCUCGGGGUGUUUUCUUGAGUAUCAGUACAUAGAAGUGGCUCACAGUUCUCUUCAGAUCUUCCUUGCACUGGCAGGCUUCAUCUAUGCCUGUUAUGUUGUGAAAUGUAUUACUGAAGAAGAGGACAGCUUUGAUUUCAUAGGUGGAUUUGACUCUUAUGGCUAUCAAGGCCCACAGAAGACAUCUCAUUUACAGCUACAGCCCAUGUAUAUGUCAAAGUGAAAAUGGAGACUGCUCAAGGUGGGCUGGAGGACCUGUCAAAGAAAAUGUUUUGGGAUUGCCCUCUGGUUCUUCAAAGAGCAAAAAAAAUCCAGUUUUUGUGCUAAAAAUAAAAAAGGCUGAUUGAACAGUGAGACAAAACACAACAGACACAUUCAGCCUCUCUUUCUAACAGGUACUAAGGGAGAUGCCCCAGACCUCCUUCCUGCUUCCCAGCACCACAGGGCCAGAGCAGAGGCGCUGGUGCUUCCCUCUGGCUCCUCUGGACCGCAGCCACCUCCAGUGGGGCCCAUCUGGAUUAAGACAUGAACCAAGCCAAUUCAGUGCUUUUGGAGCCCCCUCCGCACUCCUGGCCGCAUUCAGUCUCUGUAGUCAACACAAGGCUAAGAAUACCAGGAUGACCUUGCAACAGAAGUCAAUAGACAGCACGUUGUUUGCCCUGAAGGCUGUACAGUUCAUACUUGCCUUAACCUAACUGGACUGCACAUCAGAGAAACUCAGUGCAAGCUUUCCGAAGUAACGUCCUUUAGGCUCAACACGCUGCCAUUAAUUCUGAACGAUUUCUAAGUCAGUGGUUUUCUUUGUUUUGUUUUGUUUUCAUGUCAGGGAAUAAGGCUCUGUUGCUCCAUGGCUCCAGAGUGACCAAGUAGAAAACUGCCAGCUGUCAGAAAGUGCUUUACUUUUGAGGCUCCACAGUGGUCAAGAAACAAACCGUUUAUAAUGACUAAAAAAAAAGAAAAGAAAAAAAAAGAAAUAAGAUCUUUUUGGUGGUCAGGGUGGGGAAAGGGGUAACAUAAACUAAUGAUUGAACCUACUGAAAAUAAGCAGCAUAAACAGUGCUUCUUAAUCCCGCUGUUUUUGUUUAUCGCACUUUAGGUGCUUUUAUAGCUAUCUCUAAAUGUCUUUUACUAACUACAGAGACAUCUGCAGAUUUCUAUCAACAAAGGCCAACUGAAUAUGUACUAGCUAUGUUUACUCUUUUAUAUCUGAUUUCAACUGAAAAUUCUCUGUAAGUGAGCUUUUUUUUCUAAUCACACCAUAAGGGAUCUAUAUAUUUUAUUUUUUGUUUUUGGUUGGGGAGGGAGGGAAGGGACUAGAUAAGUUGAAGACAUAUUGGAGACCUUUUUGUGGUAUAUUUGGGGGAUCUGUUGUGUGUUAGAAUGUGUAUUUUAUCUUCCUGUAUUAUUGUGGCUGAAAAAAAACUGUGCUGUUACGUAGUUGGCAACAAGAUGCCUUUGGGAAUUUUGCUAGUAGGUCAAUGUGUAUAUGACAUACUCUGAACUCCUAGGAACAUAUGUUUUGUUCUAAAUCUGAUCUGUAUUUUCAAGCACUUAGGUGGCUUUCAUUAGGAGAAACCAAUAUUUUACUCAGGCUUUUCAGGAUCUUGGAUUGUCAUUGUUUCUUUGCUCAGACCCUGCACAGGCAAAUACACACAUCUACCACACCUGUGGUGGCCACGUAGGUUUUGAGGGUGAAGGGGAAGGUCAGUGCUUGGAAGUGCUCAUGCUGCCCUCAAGUGACUGCCUUUUCCUUGUUCACCAAACCCUGGUGCCCACGUGGCUUCUGAGCUCUCACAGCCCAUGCACAAACUCCACGCAUCCAUCCCUAUACAAACCAACGUCCUUUGCGUGUCUGCAUGGAUGUAAAUUGUCACAAACCACCACUCUGGACAAUGACUGAGGAACAGGCAUUCACCAGUGAAGAUAAGGGUCAGACACGUUCAGGAGCUAUACUUACAUUUAUUCAGUGAGAUAUAUAUAUAUUUAUGUAAGAGUGUGUGUGUGUGUAUGAAUAUAUAAUACACAUGUAUAACUAUUGAGAGGGGCUACAUAAUCCAGAGAGUGUCUGGUGCAUGGGGCCAGGGGCUCCAGGUCCUGUUCAUUAUUUCCUGCAUGAAUUAGGCAAGUCGCUUAGGCCUGAUCCAGUAGAGCAUUUGAUGCUGUUUUGGAUCUCAAGUUCAAUUUUUCAGACUUGGGUACCUAAAAUUCUGAGCUCAUUCUGGGUCGAGCUGCUUUCCAGUCCCUGGGAAAUCAUGCAACUUCCAAGUUUCAGGCUGAAAUUUCCCAUAAGCUGAAAAUUUUUGAAAGUUUUAUGUAAUAUUUAAUGUAGAAGAUGUAUAAUGUUAAACACAAUGUAGAGGUUUAAAUGGAAUGAAAAUGUCGUAACAGGGUAUUUUAGCUUUCCCUGUAUAGCAGUUAAUCAAAAUCAUGUUUCUAUAAAAAUCAUUUUCUUAAUAUGGAAAGAAACCAGUUUAGGCACUUAACUGAUGAUCCAAUUUUGAGCAGGUAAUUUUUCAUACCUUUCAGUGAUUUCCCACAGAAUGGCAACUACAGGUAGUUAGCAAUUUUAGAAAUCAGAAAAUUUAAUGAAGCAUCUACAAAUAGUUUUUAGGCCUAAUUUUAAUUUAGAAAAACAAAUGGCCUUAAUUUCUCUGUCUUAGUCUUCCCGUCUAUAUAAAGGGAAUAAUAUCUGCCUCACAUAUUUUGUGUGAGGUUUGAAUUGUUUAUGUUUGUAGAGUGCUUAGGAAAUAGGAAGCACAUUUAAUGAUUACGUAUUACAAUGAUAAUUGUUUAUUCAUAUAUUACAUAUAGAGUAGAUACACACACACUCACACGUGGAUUACAUAUAUAUAUAAAUAUAUGCCUGUAUGAAGUUUAUAUUCAUGACCUUGCUUAAGUUGCAGUUUGAGCACCACCAUUAAAAGGAAAUUAGGACUGUUGACUACUAAACUAAAUGAUUAGUGGACAGAUCUCUUCUGGAAGCAGUUUAGAGCACAGUAAGGUGAGAAUAUCUGGAUAACAUUUUUGAUUUGUACAACUGUAUCCUCCUCAAAUCCAGUAAAGAAUGUUAUUUUUCUAGGCUGGGCUUUUGUUAUAAACUUAAAUAUUCAAAACACAAGAGAUACAAUCCAAAUGUGUCUUUUUUUUUUCUUUUCUUUUUGGCAUUUGUUAAUUCUGAAUGUAUUUUUAACAAAAGUGAUUUUUUUGACUUACUAGUGUAAUUUGCAUUUAAAAUAAUAAAUGGAAAAAAUAUAGGUUUCCAAGCUAUUCAUGGCCCCUUGCUGCUAUUCACAACUUACAGGAAACUUAGAAUUACUGUUCCCAGCUGAGUAACAAUGCAGGAUAAAGAAUCCUAUUACAUUUACAUGAUGACAGUCCUGAUCUGUGCAGUGCAUGGAUGUGACAACUCUGAAUAGAAAUUGCCAGGUCAGGACACCAUUUUAACACAGUCAUAGGUAGCAAGAAUUUUCAUUAUCACUGACACUAAAAGGUUUCUUUUACAAGGCUGACUGCAAUAGACUCUUCCCUUAAAAAGCAUCUUUUUUUGCCCACUCAUUGGGAAUUUUAAGCAUAUGAUAAGUUUACCGUUGCCAACAGUGUACAUACAUACAGCAGAAGUAAUACUUGUUAAGAGGGAGCUAUGUAACAUUAAUAUUUCCACUGCAUUCAUUUUCCUUUAUAUGCUAUUCGUUGUCCCUACACUGAAAUGAAGAAAUCCUGUCUUAGGCAAUGCCUUUACAGAGCUGUCAUAUAUUGACAGCUUGCCUAAGGCGCUUUAAUAAAGGUGGAGCAGGACCAUACACAUUUCAAGAUACGUGAUUGUGUUCUCUUCAUACUAUUGUUUAGUAAGAGAGUUAAUUGUUGCCUGUAGGAAUUUGUUAUGCUGUAAUUUUAGUGAAAGUGAUACUUUUCAGUCAGGUAAGGAGAAAAUGGUUGUGCUCUACUUGCUCAGUUUAAGUACUGAUUGCAAAAGUCGGGAGCCAUACAGCAUUUUGAAAAAGGCUGGUGCAAUGUCUACUGAUUCCUGCUUGUCUCCAGAUAGGAGUGCUGUUAACUCAGUCUCUGAAGGUUUUAGCCAUUUGCACUCUCACCUUGUAUUUGAGUACACUGAUAGCAGGCAAAACAAAACUAAAUACAGCAUGAGGCCUUCCAGCUUUUAAUACUUUUAUUUCCAGUUCUCGGUUUUCUUUUGAAUGCAAUUAUUCAGAGGAUGUCUCUGAGUAAAUCUCAUCCAAAUCCAAAUCUGAAUUUCCAACCAAAGGCAGAAAGCCCCACAAAUAGGCUAUAUAUAUAUAUAUAUUUUUCAUUUUAUUUCUUUCUUUUACUUUCUUAUUUACUCUGAGGAGUCUCUUCAACACAUGAGAUCAAACUGAUAAGCUUUCUGAUUUUGUUUUCUAGCUAAUGUAAAUCUGGCUUCUUUAUAGUGCACUUGGAUUGGAGACAACCACUAAAGGCAAAUGAGAUUUUGUUAAAGAACCAAUAGGUAGGAGUAUUGCAGAAGGUAUUGUGUCCACUGUUCCUUGGAGAAUGAUGCAGAUCAGUUGUCAGGCUAAUCAAUCCGCUCCAAGCUAAGUGCAAUAAUAAAUGUAAUUACCAUAUAUAGAAGAAACUGCCCUUUAGACUACAGUUGCUCAUUCUCAUAAAGAGGUGGCACAACACCGAAUGAGUCAAUGAAAAAAGUUUCCUUCUUGUAUUGACUAUCGCACUUCAUCUCCCAUGGAUCAGAGGAAUUGGCUCUGUUUGGUUUUGUGUCCUGACAAGUGCCUGUGUUCAGACUUCCAGGAGAAACUGUUGCAGUCAGCUGGAUCUGUGACCUUUACAUAACUGGUGGGAGAGAGGGAAGGAUAUUGUACCGAAUGUGGCGCUUUAAGUAGUGUCAUGCAUGCAUUUGUUAUGCAUCUUCCUCCACAGAUACAAAAGAGGUCUCUCAAAAUGCUCUCUUCCUUUAUCUCAGAAACCGAGACAGAUAAUGUCUUUUACAAGGUGCUUCCAAAUUCUGUUGACAUCAGUAGUUUUUCCUUUAAGUAUAAUUAAAGCACAUUUUUUUAUGUUCUCUCUUGAGUAGAAGACAGUUCCAAACUUCCAAAAGCCUUGGGAUUAAGUAUUUUGGUAGACCGUGAAACCUGAAAAUUCAAAAAAUUGCUUGGGGCCAUCUCUGUCUCAAAAUGAAAUCACCCUGACAAAGGCAAGACUUUCCACAUUCACCAGCAGAAGAGGAUCUUUGCUAUCAUCUCUUACCUAUUUACUUCCCCAGCCUUGUCUUCAUCCUGCUGGCAAGUUGUAUGGAGCUAAACAUGAAAAAGUGUGUUUAUAUUCAAUUUAUACUCUUCGAUGGUCUCCUGUACUGCCAUACAUUUCUGAGUCACCCUUACCUGAUAAUAUUCCUUUCUUUUUUUCCUUGUCACCAUCUUGACCCUUUCUUACUCCUGCUCUGCCUGAAUACAUCUACAAAUUCCCUCCUCAAAGUAUGUACUGCUCUUUGUCAUAUCCAUUGUUUCAAACUCUCCUCAUGAUGACAGUGAUGACAAUAAUGGAGGAUGGUGUCAUUGAGGAUAUGUACAAAAGUGGAAGAACGAGAAGCAUAAAGGUUACAUAUAUUCUCCGAAGGCCCAAGAUACAGUGAGACACAUUAUACAGCUAUAAAGAUUGACAGUGUUACAGAUGCCAUGAGAUUCAACUGGCCUUAGUAAGAAACAUUUUCAAAUGUGCAAUUGCACUUGCUGAAGUUAUAGUUCAGUUAGUGCAGAGAGUCAUAAAUACCUGGAGUUAGAAAAGAUACAGGUGAACUAGAAGCAGAUUCAUAGAAAAUGUGUUUCUGAACACUUUGACUGAAUCAGACUAGCAUUUCAGUCUCUUCGAAUUUGUCUCAGAUUUUUUUUCCUGUUGCAAAUAUUUGGAUGGCUGGUUUCUGUGCAUGCAGGUGUUCAGAAAGGAAAUCUUUGUUCCUAGGAGAACAUAUAAGUGUGUGCAAUUACACUGACUUACAUGAGAUUCUCAGUAUUCAUGCAUCCAUGUGCAUUUGUGCUAAAUGUUGGCUCAUUUCUCUCAGCAGUAUACAUACAUAAAUAUUAUCUGAGUACAUUUCACGAUGGAGAAACAAAACCACAUACACAGUGUCUCCUCUUUUCUACUUUUAGCUUUUCCUAUCCUUCCUCUCAGAGGACUCAGUGCAGAGUGUUAAUUUUCUCUAUAUAAAAAUUACAUUUCCUUAUACUUAUAUUCCCAUGUAUGAGCAUGAUGCAUUGUAUGAACACAGUAAACAGGACAGUCCCUUCUGCAAAAAGCUUGUAUAUUAAAUAAAAUAAAUGAGAUCAUUUCAAUUGAAAAUAAAAAAAGGAACAAAGUAAAAUAGUAACCCAAUUAACCCAAUGAUCUCAGAGUCCCACUCAGCAGUUAAGAUUUGAUUAAAAAAAAUAGUGCCAAACAACUUUAGGAAAAAUAACAGGGCAGGGAAAAAAAAAAAAGAAAGAAAGAAAGAAACCAUAAGGUUAUGUGGCUACUUUAAGCUCAUGCAUAUGAAAAUAGGAUAAAAAAAUUAGCCAAUUAUAUCUCACUAGAGUAUCCAAUUAACUUAUGAUAGCUCCAUAUAGAUGUAUUAUAUCAAAUACUACAUUUUAGAGGCACUUAAAGCAGCAGCUAUGGAAGAACAAUAUUGAAGUAACUAUAAAUUGAUGCCAUCACAAAAGGUUGAUGGAUUGAUUCAAUUAAUCAGUAAGUCAUUUCUAAGAGUUCUGCAGGGAUUUAUUUACCAAACACUUCCAUUGUUUAUUUUCCUCUCUGGAGGGUAUGUGUACUAUCAUUUUUCUUCAUUAUUAUUCUCAUUUCAUUCAUCAAUUUCUGACAAAUAUUUUCAUGCCAAUAUGUGGCACGCCGCGCGUGUAAAUUGCCCACAUUCACUGAUCUAAAGCAAUAUACUCAGAGCUACCAGCAGCAAAAAAGUUUUGUUUUAUUUCCCUCAGGUCCCAAGAAACUCUAUUCAUGUAUAAUCACCAUCAAGACAUGUUUCCUGUUUGAAUUUUUCUUUCAUUUUUCUCCAGAUGACGGGGAUGUAAGGUCUUGUCUAGCAUGACAUGUGGAUACCUGAUUAAACUUCAGACAGAAACUUAACAUGAAAAACAUUUUGAAUGCUGUUGACACCAUCAUAUAAAUGUUGGUUUAACAUUAUAUUUUAUAGUUUAUAUCCAGGAAAACAAUAAAAGAAUCAUUUAA
Numida meleagris (helmeted guineafowl) is the source of this 7666-nucleotide messenger RNA. It is a transcript of the gene NKAIN2, whose product is annotated as sodium/potassium transporting ATPase interacting 2. Gene Ontology annotation, biological process: regulation of sodium ion transport. The transcript has 7 exons. Bases 54 to 680 code for a protein of 208 amino acids. The record is from RefSeq and is a predicted model, not a curated record. Lineage: Eukaryota; Metazoa; Chordata; Aves; Galliformes; Numididae.